Messenger RNA from Mycetomoellerius zeteki, 4267 nucleotides. RefSeq lists its product as uncharacterized. The transcript has 6 exons. The record is from RefSeq and is a predicted model, not a curated record. The coding region runs from base 1502 to 4084 and encodes 860 amino acids. Lineage: Eukaryota; Metazoa; Arthropoda; Insecta; Hymenoptera; Formicidae.
CUUUUGGUUUCCCGGUGAAUAGUGCGUGCGGGAUCACAAGUGCCGAGCAGCCAAGUGUGUACGAGCCUCUAUGUGUGCGGCCCGUAGUCGAGUGUGCGUUGUCGCGCUGCCGCCGCUGCCGGCGCUCGGAUCCCUCGUCGGCCUCCACGGACGGUGGAUUUAUCAGGCGCGGCGUCGUCUCCCCUAGGCGCGUUUCGGACCUUCGCCAUCCCUUCGCCCUCGCCACCCCUCGGCAGCGACAACGACGACGACGACGACGACGACGACGACGGCGGUGGUGGUGGUCCAUCGACUGUGGACAUCGACUCGACUUUGACUUUCUGGCUUUGGUUGUCUUGGAUACUAAUAUCUCACUCCGCUUUUCGUCGCUUCGGUCCAAAGGCGCGGAAUAAUUCGAAACAACGGCUCGCUUCGUCUCUCCUGCAGAAAACAAUCCUCCGUUAUUAGACGACUGCAAUAAGCGUAAUCGCCGGCUCGAAAGUAACGUACCCGGCACUCUCACGAAAGAAUCGUAAAGGAGAAACGGAUGAUUGCAACGAGCUCCCAAUUAAAGAAAUGGAUACAGUAAUUACAAAGCCGCGUCGGCGACUAGGAAUACGGGCCAAUUCGGCGCGUUAAAUGCUCCCCCGGCGAUUCACGUUCCAGCCGGGGCUCUCGCGGAUUUGGGAUGGCCUUCUGGGAGCAAAAGCGGCAAGAGCAGCAGCAACAGCAGCAGCAACAGCGAUAUCGGAUCAAACUCAGUUAACAAGCCCGUGUCGUCGCUGUAUCGGUCGCGCAAGUAGAUAGAUUUUAAAUCGAGUCAACUGUGGGACAACGGUAACAAAGUUAACACGGCAAAAUAAUCCAGGGGCGAUUGGCUCGCGUAUUCCGUAUAUAAUGAAAGCACAUGAGACGAGACGGUAGUGGACCCCGAGGAUGGUGGAUGCUGCGAGGAAGAAAUUGAAUUCUGUUUUUACACGCCGCCUAAUCGCUCGACACAUCGCGGUGUCAAGGGAGAUUCUAUUUGAUGCGGAACACUGAAAAAUGUAGAUACAAAUAUAGUUACAAAGAAGACACUAUUAACCCCAUCCUAUUUCAUCGAAAUCUUUCGUGUGUAUCGACAGUAUCCACGAUCGAUCGCGAAAGUGUACAGGCUAUAAAAUAUAACGCUACGUCAACGUCGAAGAGAACCGUACCGGAUGUCGCAAGGAAAAGGAAUGACACGGUAAGAGGACCUAGAGACAGCCAAUCUCAGGAAUGUGACGUGUGGCAGAAUUCCGUGUGAGGAAAUCAGUAUCUUCGAACGGAAAUCGUGGAACGAGAGAAAGGGAGGAACAUACGGAAUAAUAGAUCGACAUACGGGAUCGACAAAGACUCGUUCCAACAAGUGUCCUUACGGAUUCAAAAGUUUCCUGCCCGACAUCGUCUUCGUCGCGAAGCGGCGUUGACUGUGUUAUGGAAUGAAUCGAUGCCCGGACGGGGCAUCUAAGUGUCCACGAUCAUCAUCUUCAAUACGAGCAUCAUGACCCCGAUAAUGCGGCUGCUCCUUCUAUCCGCUCUGCUGGCCAUACAAUCCUGCUCGACCGUCUGCUCAGCGAGCAGCGAUGGUAAGCCUAAUGGCCCGAUCUUCAAUCUGGAUCACACUGUUCUGGAAAAGAACUUAGCGGCGAUCUUCAACAAGGUGGCACAUAGUUCCGCGACCACGAAGCGCAGUGUGCCGGCAUACGAUGCUCAAGUGUCGGCUAGCACAACGUUGUCGACGGUACCAUCGCCAUUAACCACCAGUACGAUCACCAGUACAACCACCGCUAGCCCGUCGAUACCCGCUAUUAAGUAUCCGGCGGUGCCACGAGCCACAGCAUCGCCCGUCUUUCGAGAUCUACCGUCGUACGCGCCGCCUUCCAGGGCACUCUUCACGCCACCCCUACCGCCGGAGUACCUGCACCCAUUCGCCGAUAAACCCACGCUGCGAGGCACCAACUCGGACGUGCAUACCAAUAACAGGAGACCGGUACCGCCACCGAGCUUGACGCCGGCGCACGAGCGGAUACCCAUCCGACCGCCGGAUCUACCUCAGAGUCCUUCUCAAGUACCAGAGAGGCAUCAUUCUCAUACGAGGAACAAACCGGUAAAUGUGCCCGACAGCAGAGAGCAGAGGCCGGCGGAAUCUGGUGAGGCCGAUCGAAAGAACGGCACGAACGAUCCUUCGUUCGUGACUCUUCAUUACCCCAGUAUUUCUAGGAUCUUGUCUGGCAGCAACGGCAGAAAACAGGAUAUUCCCGAUAUCCUGUUAAAGCCUUUAGCUACGAAAAGUCCGUUGCUGCCGAAUAUUCCUCCUGCCCCAACGACCGAUAAAACUACGUCGCUGCCGAGCACCAUGACGCCAAAAGCGCCCGGCAGUACCGUGGAUCCUUCGAAGAUUGCCGUCACGCAGCCGACGAUCUUCAACCUACCAAACACUGGCCGACAGGACGACGACGGCUAUCAUCACGGCCUGAGAAACGAACACGACACUGAUAGUAUCGAAAUAGUGGAUACGGAGAGGUUACCGUAUCCGCAAGCGCAGCCGCCAGCGCCAACGCCAAAGCGACCAGCAAACGUCGACGACGACGACGAUGAUGACCGUUUGGUACCGCACGUCGACACGCAUCCACUUGAGUCUACGUGGCGAAUCGCCUGGUCGCUACACGUGUAUGUCGCGGCGAUUAUGUUUACGCUCAUGGCCUUGUAUUCGAUCUACAAGAUCGUGCGUUUCAAUGAAGCAACGAAUCUACUCACGCAAUCGUACUUCCUAGCCGUUCAUCUACUGUUGACUACAAUCUGCACUCUGAGGUGCUUUCACCUCUUUUACGACGCUUACAAUCUCGGACAUUCGCUGCCGGAGUCAUUGUCUAGAGUGCUAAUGUACCUGCCGGCACCACUCUUGUCUACGGCGUUUGCUACUCUGAUGUUGUACCUUGCCCGGUGCUCGGAAGCACCAUCGCUUAACAACAACAUCCUCUCGCCUAUUACGCUCGUAUUUUCAUCCACGGUGCACAUUAUACUGUGCGUAUCCCUGCACGUGUCCGCGCACAUGCUCGGCUAUCAGGACGAGGCGAGAAUCCUGCCGCUCAUCUGCCAGUGCAUUUACAUCAUCGUCUGCAUCACGCUAGGUCUAUGCUACAUGUACGUGUACCGCGUGGUGCGUUCGCAGAUUCAUAUGGCCAGCAAUAAGGCAGCCGGCGCAAAUCACAUGAUGGGCGCCGAUCCUACUACAGUGGCUCUCAGCACUGCCAUCACCACUACUAUUGCCACCGCUCUGUUGUUCAUCCUGAUGGGCCUCGUGCAACUCUACGGCGUAUUCGGCGUUCAGGAACGUCCGCAACAAUUUCCAUGGCUCUGGUGGGGCUGGCAAUUCUCCGUCAGAUUACUAGAGCUAUCCGUUUGUGGUCUCCUAGCCUGGGUUGCCAGCUUAUCUCAAUAUCCGUUGCGCGAGAAACAGAUGCAGCAACACUCGGCACACUCGGGCUUCGCUCUGUUCCCCUGCGGCAGUUCCACCUCUACGGAAAACAUGGACGACGUACUCUACCCCGCCAUAUGUAGUACCAACCAAGCGAUUCAAAAUUAUACCAUGAGAACGGGAAAACAAGUCUACGACGAUAGUUUUCCACUGAAUACUUUGCCCGAGCAUUUGAACAUAUCAGGUACCUUUGAGAGACAUUCCAUCCGCAAGUCAGGUACAAUGGGCCACUUUCCUCACGAAGGUCGGGAUUCCUUAAGUCGCCAUGGAAACGGUAUACAAACCCUAAGGAACUCGGAGACUCGCGGGAGGCAUACGCCUGUACAAGGCCUACACGAACAAGCUCCAACCAGCGGCUCGACGAUGCUAGUCGCCGAGGAUGGCUUCGUUAGGUUCCGGAGUCUUGGUGCAGAGGAGGAUGAGCUGUCCGAUACGCAGAGCAUGGUCGGCCCUCACGGCAGGGGAAGUUCGCUCGCCGGUAGUGUUAGAUAUAAUGCGAGGCAUCCCACAGUACAGCAUCAACACCCCCAUCAGCACCAACACACGCUGCAACACUCGCAUCCGAGUCAACAUCAAACCCACCACCAACUUUAUAACAACACAUAAAGGCUGUGCCAACGCGAUGACUAGAACGUGAUUCUUGUUGAUUCGACGUAACGAUCGUCGUCGAUGAAACAUAGGAUAUAUCGACACCCGCGAGAAUCGUCGCCCUCGCAAACUUCGGUCUAAACUAAUUUUAUCUCGUACUCUAUGUAAGAUAUGUCCUGUGUAUAGACAACCUAAUUGCCA